Molecule: messenger RNA, 1368 nt
Organism: Dromaius novaehollandiae (emu)
Lineage: Eukaryota; Metazoa; Chordata; Aves; Casuariiformes; Dromaiidae
Gene: MRPL10
Product: mitochondrial ribosomal protein L10
Exons: 5
Coding region: 59-805 (248 amino acids)
Biological process (GO): translation
Cellular component (GO): mitochondrial large ribosomal subunit
Molecular function (GO): structural constituent of ribosome
Source: RefSeq, a predicted model, not a curated record
GCCCGGCGGCGGGUCUUCCGCCUCCCCACAAGGCUUUGCGCCCGCUUCCGAGGCGAACAUGGCGGCGCUGAGCGGCGGCGGGCCGUGGCGGCGGGGCUGGCUGCCCGCCCUGCAGGUCGUCCGCCACGCCUCCAAGGCGGUCACCCGCCACUGGAAGGCCAUGCACUUCCAGCGCCAGAAGCUGAUGGCCGUGACCGAGUACCUGGCGCCGAAGCCACCCGUCCCGGAGCAGUGCCUGCCCCCCAAGAAGGAGGUGGUCGAGGAGGAGGACGGCUACGUCAGGCUGUUACGGCGGCAGGUAGCAGAGGCGUUCCGGGACAACAGAAUGAUUGUGGUGUGCCAGUACAACCCCAUGCCCAACGAAGACAUGCUGCUCAUGAGGCACUACCUCCGGAAGCAUAACAUCGAGGUCAAGUUCUUCCUGAAUGAGAUCGUCAGACCUGUGCUGUCCCAGUCCAAGUACAAGAAUCUCCUCCCUCUCUUUGUGGGACGCAAUAUUGUGCUAGUGAGCCCGGAAACGAAGGCAAAAGAGAUGCUGCGGGUCCUGAGGGGCGUGCCACAGAUCAACCUGCUGGGCGCCUGCAUCGAUGACACCAUCCUGAGCAAGAAAGGGGUGGAGAACUUUGCCAAACUGCCCUCCCUGGAGGCUUCCCAAGGGCAGACAGUGGGUGCCCUGGCCCUCCUGCCCUCGCAGACGUGCUCCCUGCUCCAGCGUGGCCCCGUGCGCCUCGCGGCCCUGCUCGAUGAGUACAUCAGGCAGCUGCAGGCUGGGGCGUCGCCUUCCCAGAGCUCCGAAGCGCACUGACGCUGGCUCCCCGUCGGGUCCGGCACGCGUGGGGCCAGGAGUCUGCUCCUUCACCAGGCUGCAGUGGGGCUGUUGGGAGUUGAAGGUCUGGUCCUGUGUCACAUCCAGGAGGGACUGAGGACGAUAGCAGGGCCCUGUGAUAUAGCAGCCUGCGUGGGGAGCCCCGUUUGUGCAGCCUCCCCCCUGCUCCCCACGCUGCUGGUGCGUGGGAGCGGCCUGGCGUGUUUGUGUGCUGCGCUCUGGCAUGGGGACGCGGUUGGAGGGAGGGAGCGCAGCGCUCGUAGGGCAGAGUCCCGGGAAUUGGCUGGAGCAGGCAGAGCGCGGGAAGAGACUGGCUGCUGCUGGCGUGGGAGACGCCCAGCUCGUACGUGCAGGAAUACCCCGCUCCGGGCGGUCCAGCUAGGAGCUGGGACACCGCUGUGCCCGCAGCAGCCCCAGCAGCGAGGGGAGGCAGGCUGUGGCGUUCCCCAGGAGCUGGGGACAGGGUUGGCACUGAUGGAGCCCAGCUCUGGGGAAGCUGUCUUUCUUCCAUUAAAGUGAACCACAUGGUGGUAACAAGCAGG